Molecule: messenger RNA, 5898 nt
Organism: Paramecium tetraurelia
Lineage: Eukaryota; Ciliophora; Oligohymenophorea; Peniculida; Parameciidae
Exons: 1
Source: RefSeq, a predicted model, not a curated record
AUGAACAAAGCCGCUUUGAUUCUCAUCUUGCUACAAUACUAUGUUCAUUCGCAGACUACAACUGAGGUCAGCACCCUAUCUACUUCAAACAAAUCUUGUACUUGCUUGCAAGUUUAGAGUGAAAAAGAUUGUCACUCUCUUAAUUGCUCUUGGGAUGGAACCAAAUGUUCAGACGUCCCAGUAGUUUAAUCUAUCAAAACAUAUUGCGAACUCAUUUCAAUUGAUCUAUGCAAAAGCACUGAAGGUUGUGCCAAUAUCUUAGACAAAUGUGUCUCAUUUCCUGGAUGUUCUCUCUUCUUCUUCACCUCAAAUGAUAUAUGCUAAAACAUAUCUACGAGAUGCAUAACAGACGGAGAGAAAUGUAUAGAUUUAGACGACUGCACAAAUUAUUCAAACCAGAUGAGCUGUCUAAAAGAUUAAAACGGGAUGUAUUGCACCUGGAACUCCCAAACCUCCACCUGUCAAUACCCUACAACCUGCGAUUUAUUGCCUCUCUUUCUCAACACAGAUUUGUUAUGCAGGCAACAAUUGAAAACAUGCACAGUCAAGGAAGGAGGAGGUUGUGAAACCAGCCAAGAUAAUUGUGAAAAUCAAAAAAUUCAAUAAGCCUGCGUAACAAAUCUUGAUUAAACCAAAUCAUGCAUCUGGGAUUAGAGCAAAUGCAAAGAAAAAACCUGUGCCAAUGCUCCCAACACCAAUAGUACUCACUUGUAAUGCAACGCAUACCUUCCUACCUGUACUGUAAAUGACCUCCUCAACGGAUGUUAAGAUAUACCACAAUUAUGCACUUUAUUAAAGACAAAUAACAAUUGUGUUGUCAACAAAAACGGUGACAUUUGCUACUGGAACAAAAAUAGUUAAAAGUGCGAAGACAAAAAUUGCGACAACGCUCCUGAUCAAUUCACUACUAAUGAGUAAUGUUUAUCAUGGCUAACCUCCUGUACUGUCAAGUCAGCUGGUCUCGGCUGUCAAACCAAAGCCUCUGAUUGCGUAUAAUACACAACUUAGAUUCAAUGCACUCAAACAGAAACAGGUGAUCCUUGCUUUUGGAAUUAAAAUAAAUGUUUGGCUAAAAUUUGUGACAAAGCUCCUGAUACCUAUAUCAAUCAUGAUUAAUGCUCCCAAUUUCUUUCCACUUGCACUGUCCAAAAGGAUCUCACUGGGUGUGAAUCCAAAAAGGACUUUUGUUCCAAUUAUGAAAAAGAAGAGUAAUGUGUAUCUCUUACGGAUGGCUCAUUUUGUGCAUUCCAAGAUAAUGUCUGCAUUCCUCGUAUUUGCAGCAAUGCUUCAAAGGAACUGACAACUGAUCAAGCAUGUAAAAGAUUCUCUCCUGAUUGCAUGAUCAAAGCAAAUCAAUAAGGGUGUAUCUUACAAGAAUGUUCAAAUAUCACAACCAAGGAGUAUUGUGUAUAAGAUUAUAAAACUAAUCAAUGUUAUUAUGGAACCUAAUGCCAGAUGAAAACAUGUGAAAAUGCUCCAAGUACACUGAAAUCAGAUGAAGAAUGCAGAGCCUACUUAUCGUCUUGCACUGUGGAUGAUGACUUUUUGGGUUGUAAAGUUCGACCCUUAAAUUGCACAGAUUUAAAUGAAUUGUAAUGUAAGGCAUUGACAAACGGUACAAAAUGCAGUUGGAAUGAUGACGAUCCAAAUAAUAAAUUCUGUCGAUUGUUGAAUUGUGCAGAUAUCCCUCCUGACACUUAAACUGAUGAAUCAUGUUAACAAUUUGAUAAGAGUUGCACUGUUGCUGAAAACCCAAGUCUUUGUAUGCAAAAACCAGCCAUUUGUGGGAAUAUGAUUACUAAGGAUCAUUGUCUUUCAGUUGUAUUAGCUGGUGAAUCAAAGUGUAGUUGGAAUGAUGAAACUUAGGUCUGUAGAUCAAGAGUAUGUUCAGAUGCUGAUACUACUAAUGUGAGUGAGGAGAAUUGCAGAGCCUUCAUGCCUAUGUGUACAAUCAACAGUGAUAAAACAGGAUGUACUCAAGAGCCAGCCACAUGCAAAGGUUACAAGUCACUGGAUGUUUGCAUAAAGUUAGUAGCAAAUCCAAAUAGUAUUGUGUAUUGUGGGUGGAAUGGUUGUGAAGACAGAAGUUGUUCGAAUGCUCCCUUACAAAUCGAUGGAAAUUAUAGACAUGCAACCUGCAAUAGUUAUUUAGAUGGUUGCACUUUGAAUGAUGAUCAAACAAGUUGUGUACCACAAUUUGCAUCCUGUGAUUUGAUCAAGAAUCAGAUAUAAUGCAAUGACACAAUAUUAGUAGAUAAAUCAAAAUGCACAUUCGAUUUGACUGUCGAUCCCUUCCUAUGUCGAAGUUUCUAAUGCACCGAUAACACUAUAUCAGACAUGACUCAUGCAUUAUGUGUGGCUUUGGGAGUUCAAUGCACUUUAGGAGUUGGAGGAACUGGAUGUGUCAAUUAGUUUAAUUCUUGUUCUGCUGUGACAGAUUCAAUAUAAUGUGAAGACACCUUGGUAGUGGGUGGAAAACAAUGUUCUUGGGAUGCAUCUGCUACUCCUCCGAGUUGCAAGGAUAGAGUAUGUACAUUUGCCUAAACCAAAACUAAUUAUCUAGAAUGCGAAGCCUUUAUGAGCACUUGUACUAAGGGAGGAACUAAUGAAGUUUGUAUAGACAAGCCUACUUAAUGUAAUGGAGUAUCUGAAGCCAGAUGCAAUUAUGUCAGAUUGUAAAGUGGAGGCUUCUGUUCUUUUGAUAUCACAAUCAACGAUGUGAAUUUUUAAUGUCAUGACAGAGUUUGUGCUGAUGCUCCUAGCAAUUAUUAGACAGAUACUCUUUGCAGAAGUUGGCUACCCACAUGCACAGUCAAAGCUGAUUAAACAGGAUGCACUGAUGAACCAAGUGAUUGUACUUAGAUGAUGAGAGAACAGUGUUUUCAGAUUAAAAGCACUGGAGUUUCUUGCUUUUGGAAUACCAGUGGAGGUUCUGGUAGUUGCAGAGCUGCCUUAUGUACUGAUGCUAGUAAGAGUAAAUUCAAUACUGAUGCUUUGUGUUAGAGUUUUAUAGCAGGGUGCACAGUUGCUAAAGUGGGAGGUUGUAUCACUUAGCCUACAGGUUGUGCUGGUUUAGAACAGGAUCAUUGUCCUAAAGUGACAAUCAAUGCAACUGGGAAAGCUAGUAGUGAGAACAAAUGCAGUUGGAAUGCUAAGACUACUGUUUGUUAGGAUAGAGUAUGUUCGGAUGCACCAGUCACAAUUACUACGGAGAAAGGUUGCAGAGAUUGGUUGAAAAGUUGCACUAUCGGAUUAACAAAUAAAGGUUGUAUUAAUGAAUAUACUACGUGUGAUCAAGUUUAGACUUUGAAUUAAUGUGGUCAGUUGUCCAGUGGAUAGAAAUGUGGGUGGAAUACUGGAUGUGUUGGUAGAUAAUGUUCAAAUGCCCCUGAUAGUUAUACUUCUGAUGAUUAAUGUAGAAAUUAUUUAGCUUAAUGCACUGUCUAAGCUGAUGGUACAGGGUGUGAAUUGAGAAAAUUACAUUGUGCUGAGAUUGAGGUUGAAAAAUAAUGUGUUAAAAUUGAUGACAAUAAUAAAUGUUCCUGGAAUACAGUUAAAAAGUAAUGUGAGGAUCGUUCAUGUACUAAUGCACCGUUAACCAUUACAGUACACAAUUUUUGUGAAGAUUAUCUCUCUAGUUGCACAGUCAAAUCAAAUGGAAAGGGUUGUCAAAAGAAAUUGGAUAAAUGCUAAAAUUAUUCUUUUAUUGGUUAAUGCAAAGCUACAUUAUCAGGUACAUUAUGUUAACGGAUUGUUAAUUAUGAUGUUGCAUCUUGUGUAGAUAUAUUGUCAUCAUGUUCUACUUAUAUUUCAUAAAGUGCUUGUACUGUUUAAACAGAUGGAAAAGUAUGCGUUUGGAUUGAUGGGUCAUGUUAUAAUAGAUAAUGUUAACAUGCACCUAAAUCAUAUUCAACACAUAAACAAUGUUAAGAAUAUGGUACUAAUUGCACAACCAAUGGAAGAGGAUGCAUCAUCCAGUAGAAAUGUUCUGAAUACAAAUACGCAUCUGCUUGUUUAUAAGGAACCGAUGGUCCUUGUACCUUAAUUGAUUAAUGUCAAUAGAUUUCUUGUGAGAGUGCUCCUACCACCUUAAAAACAGAUUCAGAAUGCUCAACCUUUCUCAAAAAGUGCACAACAAAUGGAAAUGGAUGUAUAGAGAAAAAGAGAUGUCAAGAUGCUUACAUCGCAGAGGCUUGCAAAUUUAAUAGUGCUGGUGAAAGCUGUGCUUGGGUGAAUGACAAAUGUUUAGAUAAAAAAUGUGAAACUGCAGAUAUAUCAUUAAAAACAGAAACAGCAUGUGAAGAAUAUUUCCCAGGAGCAAAAUGCACGACUCAAAAAGGUGGUGGUUGUGUAUAAAAAGGUAGAUGCAAGGACGCAUAAAUUGAAUUAGCAUGUACUUCUUAAUUUGAUGGUAAAUUGUGCUCCUGGUAAGAUGGUACUUGCAAAAGCAAAUCUUGCUCAGAUCUUUUCGGUACUGAUCAUCAAACAUGUUAUGCCCAAUAAAAUGACUGUACAUCAGAUGGAAUCAAAUGCACUUCUAUGAAAACUUGCUCAAACACAUUAAAUAAAUUGUCUUGUAUCCUAGGAACAGAUGGACCUUGCUUAUGGAGCAACGAUUAAUGUUAUAGUUUCACAAAAUGCACAGACCUUAUCUAUACAACUCAUUAAGAAUGCAACAAUAUCCAUUCACUUUGUACUACUAAUGGAAAUAAUUGUAUAUCCAUCACUACUUGUGCUAGAACUCCUUAAAUUGCUUGUUAUGUUGGCGUCAAAUCUCUACUCCCCGUUUAAUGUAUUUGGACUCCAACAUCCAUUAAAUUAUCCUCUGUAUAGUAAUGUGUCGAAUUCACUGAGUGUGCUGCGGUCUAUUAUCUAAAUCAUGAUGACUGUUACAAAUAUUCACAAGGAAAAUGCACUACUAAUGGAAUCAGUGGUUGUAUUGAUUUAGAUUCUUGCGAGAAAUACACCAAUUAAGCCUCUUGUUUCGUUGAUAAAUUAGGUAAAGCAACCAAUCAAUCUGGAAAUGUAACUUCUACUGGGUUAUGCAAAUGGGCAAAUGACAAAUGUAGAAUAUAAGGGUGUUCUGAAUUAAUAGGCACUACUCAUGAACAAUGCAAUUCUCAAUUGAUUACAUGUACAUCUAAUGGUUCGUCAUGCAUCCUUAAAACAACUUGUAACACUUUGAAAACUUACGAUUCUUGCAUUGCUGCCACUGGAACUGAUGGAAAAUGUGCUUGGUUCAGUAGUACAGGCAUUGAUAAAUCGUGUAAUCCUAUGAAAUGCACUGAUUAUCCUGUUACUCAAUGUUCAAGUUAUUCUAGUAACUGUAUUCAAGAUGGCUCUUCCUGUUAAGAAAUCUCAAUAUGCUCCGUCUAUAAAACAUAGGCUGCUUGUGAUAAAGGAAGCUCAACUUCUUAUUGCGCAUGGCUACCAGGUGGUGCAAACAAAAAUGUCUGCGUUGAUAUCACCAGUUGUUCUUCGACUAAUAUGUAUGAAAAAGCUUGCCGUACUUUAUCUGACAGAUGCUACUGGAAAUUAGAAAGAGUUUCUAAUUAAGACACCUACAUGUGUGAACCUAAAACAUGUGAAAUUUAAACUGAUGGCACUUGCACAGGCUAUUAUGAUUGGGAUAAGAAAAUAUACACUGUCUGUAAAUUAGAUAGUCAAAAUAAAUGUGUUAGUAUUAAUCCAACUACCUUAAGCGCAGAGGAUUGCUUAACCAAAACACUUUAUCAAUACACUUGGAAUUCGAAUUCAAACAAAUGUUAGAUCUGCAAUUUAAAUAGCAAUUAAACUAACAAUUCAAAUUCUUCAAAUGGUACCAACAACUAAUCAGACUCUAAAUUUGAGACAAUCUUAUUCCCUGCCUUAAUAGCUAUUCUAAGUCUUUAAAUAUGA